AUGGCAAAUUUAGAAAGCAUCGAUGCUAACGAGUGGCCUUGUGUAUCUCCGAGGUUCAAGCAGAAUUUCGCCGGUUUCCUCUCGUUUUUACCAUCUGGUUUCAUCAACGUGCCAUUUCCAGAUGAGCGCGAACGGGAACGAAUUUCGGUUGACGCAAUCCAGGUUCCCGGCGGCAGCACAGUUAGGAUCACUUAUAGCAAUGUGAAGGCAGUUGGUACGGGAUCUUUUGGUGUAGUGUAUGCAGCCUCAUUGAGUGACGAUCGAGAAGUUGCUAUCAAAAAGGUCUUGCAAGAUGAACGGUACAAGAAUCGCGAACUGCAAAUCCUCAAGGAGAUGCGUCAUCCAAAUGUGGUCACUUUGUUUUACUAUUUUUAUUCUCAGUCAUCCUCGAAACCCGGUGAAACAUACCUCAACCUCGUACAGGAAUUCGUUCCCCAAACCCUUAGUCGGCUCAUCAAGCACUAUUGGCGGAUACGACAAGUGAUACCUCUGGCCUAUGUGAAAUUGUACAGUUUCCAGUUGUUGCGUGGUUUGGCAUACAUUCAUAGCCGGGAGGUAUGUCAUCGUGAUAUCAAACCACAGAAUCUUCUAAUCAAUCCGAAUCUUGGAUUACUGAAGAUAUGUGAUUUUGGCAGGUACGGGGUUGUUUUUGUUCUUUUCGAAGAUCCAUUUCUUCCAUUUGACGUUCACUUUUCAUUUCUGGUUUUCGUUAUCGCCGUUCCGUGGGAUUUGCAACUAUAUCCUAUCAUUUGUUUGGUUGAGUGA
Echinostoma caproni is the source of this 765-nucleotide messenger RNA. NCBI's taxonomy places the organism in Eukaryota, Metazoa, Platyhelminthes, Trematoda, Plagiorchiida, Echinostomatidae. The record is from the annotation of a GenBank genome assembly.